Dermatophagoides pteronyssinus (European house dust mite) is the source of this 368-nucleotide messenger RNA. RefSeq names its product rho GTPase-activating protein gacF-like. NCBI's taxonomy places the organism in Eukaryota, Metazoa, Arthropoda, Arachnida, Sarcoptiformes, Pyroglyphidae. The record is from RefSeq and is a predicted model, not a curated record.
AUGUCAAAUAUACAACAAAAUCAAACAACAACAUUAUCGAUUAAUGAUGAUUGUUUGGAUAAUAAUCGAAAUAAUAAUAGUAAUAGUUGUAAAAAUCUUACAUCACCAACAACAUUACAAUCACCAUCAUCACCAUUAUCAUCAACAACAAUGAUAAAUAAUCGUCAAAUGAUGAUAAAAUCACGUGGUUAUUUAUCAGCAUAUAAUAAUUCUAUUGGUAAUACGGGUAGUGGUAAUGGUGGUGCACCAAUAUUAUUAUCAGUACCAAAUAUUAAUGGUUGUCCACCAAGACGUCGUCAUUCAUGGAUUUGUGGGUAAGUUGUUUUUUGGGUGAAUAAAAUUGGAUGAAAAAUGUAAUUUUUCAAAAA